Messenger RNA from Anisakis simplex (herring worm), 2562 nucleotides. The record is from the annotation of a GenBank genome assembly. NCBI's taxonomy places the organism in Eukaryota, Metazoa, Nematoda, Chromadorea, Rhabditida, Anisakidae.
AUGGCAAGUCGUUCAAAAUGGUUACCGAGAUACAUGGUCAAUCCGUAUCUAGAAAGCGCAGCAGAGAGUUCGUUGCAGGUAACGGAGAGUUGGUUGAAUGACAAAUCGAUCAGAUAUCUCGAGAAGAUUUGUGGAAGGCGAUCAGAAGAUGACGAUUGUCAUGGUGGUGCGUACACAGGAAUCGGUGGUAUAGCCUACGCUCUUAUUAGAGCCGCAGAUUCGUUUCCGAGUCAACAACGGACCUAUUUGCAAUUGAGCGAUCGGUUGCUCCAAAAACAUCUCGAUUCAGCCGCUAAGCAUUCAGACAGGCAACGCGAAAGUCGUUUCUUGCUUGGUACGUUAAGUGUUUAUGUGGUACGAGUGUUAUACGACCUGAGGCAGGGUCAGACAAAUGAUGAUGUUUUGAAACGUAUUCAUCGUAUCGGUCAAUUCGCUCUUCAGGACGGUUAUCAAGGUGACGGAGAUGAUGAAAUGUUGGCUGGAAGAGCUGGCUACCUUGCAGCUGCUCUCACUCUGAGGUUUCUAUUCUAUCUGCUGCAGAAUUUUGACUGCUCAAAAUCAGAAUUUUUUGUUUCUGUGGUUGUUGCUUCAUUAUCACGAGUAAUUUGGUCGAGCGUAUUAGAAGGUUUUGCGUCUUUUGUUGUUUUUCUAUCGAAUGAUAAGGUAGUAUGGAUAUUGCGAUUGUUGCUGAGGUUAUCGCCAUUUACGACGGAUUCGUUUCCUGAAGAUGAACGAAUGAAGGCGUGCAUAACAGCCAGACCAGUUCGACGGUUUAUUCCGAACGGUAAUGAGUUGAUCGAUGCGAUGAUUCAAAUGAGUAAGGAUGAAGGUUGUAGAUUGGCAACGAAGAAAGAUUUGAUUGAGUUGAAAGACGUUCAAGCAGUUGUGAAUAAAAUGAUCGAAUCUGGCCGAAAAUACGCUCAAGAGAACGAUUCACCAACACCUCUGAUGUAUCAAUACCAUGGUCGAGAGUACCUCGGCGCUGCACACGGUCUCAUGGGAAUACUUCAAAUGCUGCUCAGUUUCUCGGAUUUAUUGAAUGAAUCGGCAAAGGACGACAUCAAAACGACACUUGACUGGAUAGUUUCGACACAGCAAAAGGAUGGCAACGUCGCAUCGAAAGUUGACGAAGUUGAUGUGGAUAGAGGAGAGAAUGAAUUAGUUCACUGGUGUCACGGGGCCACGGGAGCAGUCCAUCUCUUCAUCGUUGCUUAUAUUUCCUUUCGAGACGAAAAAUACUUGAAAGCAGCAGAGCGUGCUCUCGACCUCAUAUGGCGCAAAGGUAUGCUGCUCAAAGGUCCCGGAAUAUGUCACGGCGUGGCUGGAAGCGGUUAUGCAUGCUUGUUGUACUAUCGUCUAAGCAAAAAACAGGUUGAUGAGAACUGGUUACGACAGGAAGCGUAUAAACUGGUCGAAGCGAUCGUUGGACGUCGGCCGUCUGAAGACGAUUAUCACGGAGGUGCUUACACGGGUAUAGCUGGUGAUGGAUAUUCAGUGUUUCGAGCUGCUAGUCUCUUCCCAGACAAAUCCAAAGAAUUGAUUUCAACAGCACUGCGAAUGAUUGAUGAUCAGCAUCUAAGAGAACAUAGCAGAUCUGCAUCAAAAGAAUCGCAGUUUUUGCUGGGUCCUUUGAGUGUAUCGGUCAUUCGAGCGAUUUGUCUGAAAGAAGGUCAAAAUGUGGACGAUACCGAAAUAGUCCCCCAUAUCAAUGCACUCGUUGAUACGGUUCUAAAAAGUGGUUAUCAGAGAGACGGGGAUGAUGAAAUGCUAGUUGGAAGAGCUGGAUUUCUGGCUGCUAUCCUCAAUUUGAGUUGUGUACGCGAACAGGCGACUAACUUUGACAANCAACCAAUCAUAUCAGAGGAUCGUUUGAAGGCCAUACUGAAUAAAGUUAUUGAGUCUGGACGGGCCUACUCGAAAAGACACAAUUCUGCAUCACCAUUAAUGUAUCAGUACUAUGGAACCGAAUAUUUGGGCGCCGCUCAUGGCCUUAUGGGUAUUCUGCAAAUGUUGUUGAGUUACCCAACGUUACUGGAUGCGAACGCAGUACGCGAUGUAGAAGGAUCAUUGGAUUGGCUGCUGUCGAUCCAAAACCGAAACGGUAAUUUUGCACCAUCAGCUGACGAGAUCGGUUAUGAUCGUGGUGAAGAUGAACUGGUUCACUGGUGUCAUGGUGCGACUGGUGCUGUGCAGUUGAUGAUCGUCGCUUAUCUCUUCUUCAAAAAAGAUAAAUUCUUGGAUGCGGCUAAGAAAUCGAUGGAUUUAAUAUGGCAAAAAGGAGUACUCCACAAGGGACCCGGUAUAUGUCAUGGAGUUGCUGGAAAUGGCUAUGCCUUCUUGUCAUAUUACCGCUUAACACAUGAACAAAAAUACUUAGAAAGAGCGCGUUGUUUUGCGGCAAUAUUUUGUGACGAUUCAUUCAAGGCUCGUGCACGCACUCCAGACAGUCCGUACAGUUUAUUCGAAGGCAUCGGUGGAUCGUUGUGCUUUCUCCGUGAUCUAUGUGAUCCCGAUCAAGCUCAGUUUCCACUUGUACCGAUUCCAUUCGAAAGUUAUUCGUGA